AUGGAUAGAUACAAGAGAGUCGAGAAACCAAAACCAGACUCUCCGAUUAACGAAAAUGAGAUCCGCAUCACCAGCCGAGGCCUUAUCCGAAACUACAUCAGUUAUGCCACCAGCCUUCUCCAGGAGAAAGCUGCGAAGGAAAUUGUGUUGAAGGCAAUGGGGCAGGCAAUCAGCAAGACGGUGGCGAUCUCUGAGAUACUAAAAAAUAAAGUUCAAGGUUUGCAUCAAGAUAUUGCAAUCAGUUCUAUGAGCAUUACCGAUGUCUGGGAGCCUGAUGAGGAGGGUCUUGUGCCGGUGGAGCUGACACGCCAUGUUUCCAUGAUUUCAAUCACAUUGUCUUUGAGUGAGCUAAAUAAAGAUUCUCCUGGGUACCAAGCUCCAUCACUGACUGAUCAGUCUAAGCCUCAAUAUCAGCCACAACAAGCAAGACAAGCCCGUCUUCCGUACAAUGCCUAUGGUGAAGAUUCUUAUGGUCGAGGGAGAGGUCGUGGCAGAGGAAGAGGCAGGGGAAGAGGUGGUUAUGGAAACUACCAAGGCAGUAAUCAAGGGAAGUACCAAGGGAACUAUCAAGAAGAUUAUCAAGAAAACGAUGGUGGGUAUUCAAACUCAGGCAGUGGCCGUGGACGUGGCCGGAGUUAUGGCUAUCGUGGCGCUGGAUAUCAGGGUGGCAGAGGCGGGUAUGGUGGUAGGAGAGACGGCGGAUAUGGUGGAAGGAGAGACGACGGAUAUGGUGGAAGGAGAGACGACGGAUAUGGUGGAGGCAGAGACGAUGGAUAUGGUGGAGGCAGAGACGAGGGGUACGGUGGAGGCAGGGACCAAGGUUAUGGUGGAGGGAGAGACGAGGGGUACGGUGGAGGCAGAGAUGAAGGAUACGGUGGAGGCAGAGACGAAGGAUAUGGGGUAAGAAGAGGCGGAUUUCGAGGUGGUCGAGGUGGGGAGAGAGGUGAGAGGUAUGGUGGAGGUAGAGAUGAUGGAUACGGCGGAGGCCGUGGUGGGUAUGGUGGAGGUAGAAAUGAUGGAUACGGCGGAAACCGAGGUGGAUAUGGAGGAGGUCGAGGUGAUGGGGGGUAUGGAGGAGGUCGAGGUGACGGUUAUGGAGGAGGUCGAGGUGAUGGGUAUGAGGGAGGUGGAGGUGGAUAUGGAUAUGGCGGAAGAAGAGGGUAUGGUCGUGGACGUGGAAGGAUGGGUAAUGGUGGUCGUUCAAGGGGUGGUGCUAAUAACCAAGACCAAGCCUAA
Microthlaspi erraticum is the source of this 1236-nucleotide messenger RNA. NCBI's taxonomy places the organism in Eukaryota, Viridiplantae, Streptophyta, Magnoliopsida, Brassicales, Brassicaceae. The record is from the annotation of a GenBank genome assembly.